AGUAGCGAAGCUUAGGCACAGCCGCGUCUCUCUUGGUAGGAAGUGCGGGCGGCUACGGGAGGUCGCUGGGGAGGCUCCGCCCCUUCCCCUGAUUUGAGAUUGGGGUGAGUGUGGAGCGGAGCAGGAUCGAGGUGAGGCUUUGGUAUCCAGUAGGUCUCCGUGAUCUGGUCCAAGGAAUCGGUGCCUUCCUUCCCGCAUGAAGCAAACUUCUCCAACCUUGAACCCUCUAGAUGCCAUUAAUUCCUAUAGUUCUCGCCAGCGCGACAAGGACGUGUUUGGAUGCUGUGCUGGCAGUUGUAAUUCAGUGCAUCUGGACGGCGCCAGUAUGCAGGUAUCAGAACGUGAUGGUGGAGUGUCCACAGGGAAUGGAUUAGACAGUGCCACAGCAUCUGAUGCCCAGCAAGUUUCACCCUCUCACCCUAAGCCUCCUUCCUUGGACCUCUUUAAUCUGGUGGUAUCCUAUAAGCAACUAGAGCUGUACCUGGAACCACUGCAGGAUGUUGCUGAAGGAGUGUGGUUCCUCCUCAGCUGGCAGAUGCCCUUCUGCUCUCUCCUUACUUGUUUGGGCCUCAACUUUCUGCUGCUUACUCUGAGUGAAGCUGCUUGGUAUGGGCUGUGUGCCCUGCUAAUCUCAGUGCCUGCCAUGCUCGGCUAUCUACAGGAAACAUGCCGCAUCCGUCUUACUGAAGAGCAGCUGGCACGCCGUAGGUAUCACAGUGUGCGGCGAGAAGAUGUGAGAAAAGUUCAACUUUCUCGAAAUGAGGCUGUGGCUGAAGUUAAGGGCUUUCUGAUCCGAUUAGAAGCGCUCCUGAACAGGCUCUGUGGUGGCUGUGAAGCAGCUUAUCGUGUCUUCUUUUGGGAGAACCCUACUGUCUCGUCCCAGUUUUAUGGGAUGCUGAUGGGUUCAGUUUGUGCCCUUUACCUGCUGCCCCUCUGCUGGAUCUUUGUUCUUCUUAAUAGUGCCCUUUUCUUGGGCAAUGUGGCAUUUUAUCAAGUGAUGCUGGACCUAAAGUCAGCUGUAGAGCAGCGCUUAGGUUUCAAAUCCAUCCCUGCGGCUCCAGAGCCUGAAGAUUUGGAUCUUGGAGAAGUGGAAGCUACUGUCUUAUCAGAUUGGACACCUACCCUGACUGGGACUGAGGACUUAACUCCUGGCAGUGUGGAGGAAGCAGAGGAAGCAGAACCUGAUGAUGAAUUCAAGGAUGCAAUUGAGGAGACUCAGCUGCUUGUAAUGGAGGAAGAUGACAUCUCUCAGGGUUCAGGGGAGUUUGAACUUGGCCUUCCUGACAGUCCCUUUAUGAGCAAGAAUGAAGUGAUUCGUAGCAGGGUGUCACGGUUGACAGAACGACUGCGCAAACGCUAUCCAACCAACAACCUUGGAAACUGUGCAAGUUGUUCUGCCACUUUCUCUGUCUUGAAGAAGAGGCGAAGCUGCAGUAACUGUGGGAACAGUUUUUGCUCCAGGUGUUGUUCUUUCAAAAUCCCCAAGAGCUACAUGGGGGCUACAGCCCCAGAUGCCCAGCGGGAGACUGUCUUUGUAUGUGGGCAGUGUAACCAAGCUCUCACCAAGUGAGGAGCCCGUAUGGAAUCCAAUCUUCGGAUGAAUCUGCUGGGGAUUUUACACUACACUAGCUGCUACUUGAUGGGAGACAAGCAACAGCACUGCUUCUUUUCUUCCUCCUUCUACUUGUAAAAAAAAAGGAGAGUUAGCACAUCUAACCUACUGACUGCUCUAUGUGCUCCUGCUCUCUUUCUUGAAAGCAACUGAGGAGAUUCCUGCAAUCCUGGUUGUGUGGAGGAUUCUUCAUGCACUAAACUACUGUAGGCUUCCUUCCCUUCCCCCAAUUCCAAGAGCCAAUAUUAUUUCAUUUCUAGUCUGUGGCAUUUUUCUCCCCUGCAGUUUGGCGGAGGACAGGCGGUUGGCUGUCCUCAUUUUUGAAAGGUCACUCUUGACACUUGGACUCCUCAAACCAUUCAAAGUGUUUUACUAUUGCUGAGGUGCCACCGCUCUCUUUCUGUGUGUCUGUGUGUUCUGAAAUGAAGGCUGGGUCUUUGUUCAGAUGAUAAUUCUAGUUGGCUCUGAGAGCAGGCUUUGCAGGGCCAAGAGGGUCAACUGUGGUUGUCCAACUGGUGAGGUAGCUGGAUCUACUUUUUCUGCCUAUUUCAGGUGAGGAUAGUGUUUCUCUCCCUUUUCCAUAUCCAUGCCAUUGACUUUAUUUUGUUAGUUUUUAUCUAAAGCCCCUUUUAUCAUGGUCAGACUAGGAUCUGGGAAAUGUGUGCUUUUCAUCCCUGCAUUGUUAGAAGGCAGAGGUUGCUGUAGUUAACUGGGUUUUUUGCUAAUAGCACAGUGUAGCUGAAAGUCAGGGAGCUUCCUUAGGAAGUAGACCACUUCUGCAGAGGUGGGACAUUGUUGGACUAUUGCAGAGUAAUAUAUAUCCUACCAAUAAACAAUAUCCUUGGGUGUGAAGGCAACAUUUUCAGAGUCUGAGGUAAUUUUUAUUGCUGUGAGGACUAGAGGGUCCCUGCUAUGGAUAAAUAUUUCUGGAAGAAGAGCCUCAUUAGAACAGUGGAACAUAGGAUGCAUGGUAGGGAAUAAGAGAAUGGAGCAGUUCUUUGGGACAAUACAGGAUACGAUGGGUUUCUGCAAAACAGACACAUUGUGUCUAUAAUGUGCUGACACAUGUGGGAUAUGAGAUAGAGCAUAAUAUAUGUAAACUUAAAUGCCAAAAGGAAAUGCUUUUUGUGUGGAGUUGACAGUAUUUCAGACAGUCCCUUUGAGACUCAACCAUGGUGAAGUAUUGGGUAUGCCUGAUAGGAAUGUAACCGAGAAUGUCUUUUGCUUUGGGGACAUUAGAAACAUAAAUACAAAGCCUGGCUGAAAAUAGAUUCAGAACACUAUGCUUUUGACUUAAUAGAUGAACUAAA
This is a messenger RNA of Ahaetulla prasina, 2922 nucleotides long. RefSeq names its product zinc finger FYVE-type containing 27 (gene ZFYVE27). Gene Ontology annotation, molecular function: metal ion binding. Gene Ontology annotation, biological process: endoplasmic reticulum tubular network formation; vesicle-mediated transport; positive regulation of axon extension. Lineage: Eukaryota; Metazoa; Chordata; Lepidosauria; Squamata; Colubridae. The transcript is spliced from 13 exons. Bases 197 to 1570 code for a protein of 457 amino acids. Gene Ontology annotation, cellular component: endoplasmic reticulum tubular network; growth cone membrane. The record is from RefSeq and is a predicted model, not a curated record.